Toxoplasma gondii ME49 is the source of this 642-nucleotide messenger RNA. Its product is annotated as myosin light chain MLC1. The record is from RefSeq and is a predicted model, not a curated record. Gene Ontology annotation, molecular function: calcium ion binding. The coding region runs from base 1 to 642 and encodes 213 amino acids. NCBI's taxonomy places the organism in Eukaryota, Apicomplexa, Conoidasida, Eucoccidiorida, Sarcocystidae. Gene Ontology annotation, cellular component: myosin II complex. The transcript is spliced from 4 exons.
AUGAGCAAGGUCGAGAAGAAAUGCCCGGUGUGCUACCAGAAGCUGCCGAACCCGGCAGAUGUUCUGGGUCCGAUGGACAAGGAGUUGAACUAUUUCAUGUGGAUGCCAGGCUUCGAGUGGCGCCCGGAACCGAAGGUGGGGGAGUACGAUGGUGCCUGUGAGUCGCCCUCUUGCCGCGAGGGGGGGCGCCCUGCGGCAGACGAAGACAUGCAGGAGGCUCUCGAGGAGAUGGUGGAGGCCGACGAAAUGUAUGCGCGCUUCAACGCGAGAGCUUCGGGAGGAAAGGUAUCCACGGGAGACGCCAUGAUUCUCGCGCGCCAGCUCGGACUUGCCCCGUCCUACGCAGACAAACAGGCCUUUGAGGAAAAGAGCGGCGACAACCUUGACUACGCCAGCUUCCAGAAAUUCGUUGGCACCAGCACCCACCCCGAAGACAACAUCGAGGACCUCGUCGAAGCCUUCGCAUACUUUGACGUCUCUAAGCACGGUUACCUGACGCGCAAGCAGAUGGGGAACAUCCUCAUGACCUACGGAGAGCCUCUCACCACAGAAGAGUUUAAUGCCUUGGCUGCGGAGUACUUCACAAGUGACCAGAUCGACUACAGGCAAUUCUGCAAGGCAAUGCUCGAGCGAAGGGAGUAA